UCAGGACAUAUGGAAGAGCAGCAAGUGCUCUUAACCACUGAAGCAUCUCCAGCUUCAUCAUUUUCUACUGCUUACUUUAAUAUGGAGUAGGCUAGUACCUGCCUUUGUUCCCCCACCUCCACUCUGUCUCCACUUGCUUCUCUUGUCUCUGUUGUUCUCCUCUCUAAGUGUGUGCUCCUGUCCUCAUGGGAACUCCUGUGGGUCAUUCCUUAGAGACUUUAAGUUACUGUGCUCUGGCCCCUGCCUUCUUCGGUCUGAAGGUCUCUACAGCAAUAGUAAGUACUUAAUAAAACAAAUACUGUGUCUGUUGAGUGAGACUGAUUUAGUCUCUGUGCACAGGAGCUCAGAGUCCAUCAGGAACAGUCAUCUUUGAGCCAUAUCUGUCUGCUGUGUAAGGAGGGGACAGGAGGGAGUCUGUGAGAGCUCAGUAAAGAGUAGGGAUCUGGGCUUUAGCCAGAAAGGUGGGUGCUGAAGCUAUUGGGGGAGCAUCAGUGAGCUUGAUGGGUGAUAAGGGUUGAGGAAGCAAUGCGAGAACAGAGAGGGUGCAGAAAGUUCAGUGUCUUUGAAGUGGGAGUGGAAUGUCAUUCAGAUGAGACUUUCUUCUUUGGGAAGCAACAUGGAGACCUAAGGAACUGGCUCCACACACACAUGCAGGGGAGCACCCUCCAAGAGGCUUCUGCUGCAGGAAAUGGGACCUCAGGAGAAGCAAUGAAUUGUUCUGGUGGUGCUCACCCUGUAUUCUUUUCAAGCUCUCCUGUACAAUAAAUCCAAGGAGCCUGAGAACCUUGAACCUGGAGAGGAAGUCCAGGCCUCUGUAGCACAUGUGUCUUGUAGAGGGUGAAGCAUCAGGGCUGCUACCACCUUAGGCUGUGACACAGACCCUGAGUCCCCUUCCCUAUACUGGAUAGUCAGGUAGCCAGUGCAGGUCAGCCACGAGGAUCAUGGUUAACAGGAGUCUCUAGUUUCUUAAAAGGUUCUGUUUCCAAAGCUCUUUGACUCUGUUAAUAGGAAUUCAAUGGGGUAGUAGUAUUGUCAGUCAUGGUCUAAUCUCCAGUAAGACUGUAGAAACUUGGUUGACUCAUGUAGCUAUAUGCCAGCACUAACUUCAGUCUAAGCUACCAUCCUGAUUCAGAUUUUGGAGCUUCUUGGGGCUGGACAGGAACCUGGGAGAGAAGGCAGGUAAGCAUAGAGAAGCCCUGGGGACAGGCAGGAGCAGGAGUCCUGGACAAUUAUACUUUGUUGUAGUUGCUACCCAGUUGCCAGCCUCCUUGCCUGGAAUCCCUGGGAUUGCUUUUGGCCAGAUUCCAGUGACACUUCUGGAAUCUAGGAUGUCACCCAAGGUAUCAGAAGUGGGUGCAUUACCUAAUAUGUACCCAUUGGAUUUGGAAGAUGUUCCUGGUAUCUGUGCAUGUAUGCUAUUGGCAAUUCAGAGGCCAUUAAAGAGCUUAGUGUAUGAAUCAGGCACUUACAGCUAAUCUCUCCCCACACUCUAGACAAUAGCAUCCUGCCUAGGAGUGGAGACUCAGCACCAAGUUCAUAACUUUCAGGAUCCACAAGUCCUGGUGUCAGUAGAAAGCACUUGCCUUACCACUUACCUGCGUUAGUUCAGGAACUCCCGAGGCCAUGAUGUUAACCUAUGGGAGUGCAUCAGCUCCUCUGCUGCCCUCCAUGGUGCUGUUCCUCCCAUUUCUGAAGGGGAGGCAGAGGUAGAAGCAGAGGGCUGAGACCUGCUGUCCUUGUUGAUGUAGGGUGCAGCUUGGUUUGUUCAUCUUGAGCUGAUACACAGAUAUUCAGACACGUGUCUGUUCUACAUUUUGGAGCAACACAGCAGGCCCUAAAUUAGGAGCAGAGCACUGGAUUCACUGAAUCCAUGCACAGCAGGUCUCUGGCCUAGAGGCUUGUGAAAACUUUUCCUCUCUAAAUUUGAUAGAUACCUGUGCAUUUUCUAUUUUUUUUAAACUGUCAGCUAUUUGAUUUUUUUUAAAUUUUUGACUCAUAUUUUAAAGUGAGAGAAAAACACUUGCUCAUUUUGAGUGCUUUUCUGAAAAAGAAAUUCACAGAUGGGGAUAACUUCAUUUCAAAGAUAAAAGUACAGCUUCCCAAUAUUCUGCAAUAUGGCUUUGUUCUCUAAAUGACAAAAUCAAGGCAGCUUGAGAGCAGUGCAGAGCCGGAAUGGCAGCAGAAGGCAUGGAGCUGGAGGCACACUCAGUUCAGCGACUUGCAGUUUUUCUUCACUGGGAACCUAUUGGAACUUAAAUUAUGCACAAUAAAUGUCACAUCUUCCCCCAUUUGUCUUAGUAACUGAGGAAUCCUGUAUAUUGGGAAAAGCUCUUUGUACAUCAAAGCUCCUUAACAAUGUGAGUUGUCUCAUCUUCUCGUGGGAGGAAAUGUCAGCUUGAUUGAUGUGAUCUGGGGAGUGAAAGCUGCUCUGAGGAGAGCCCCAGUGCACAGCUUCUCUCUUCUGCCUCAACUCCGAUUGCUUGCUCUGUGGAAAGCCCUUUUAGGGCAGCCUCUUCAUAUUAGCACCUGACAUCUACCCCAUGAGUCACCGUUGGAAACACCACCACCAGGAACAGAACCCACAUGAAGCCUAGUGACUCACUGUAGCCGAAUCUCCUGCCCAUCCAGAACAAGGAAGGGACAGGGCACAAUUUCCUUUAUGAAGCAGACUUAAACCAGUCAGCUUACUCAGGCUGGUUCUCCAUUGCCUGUCUCUUUGGAUUCAUCACCACUAUGCGUCAUACCACAGGUUCAGAUCCUGCCGGGAAAAUGUCAGAUGAAUUUUUGUUGGCAUAUGUGCUACCUGAACAGUCCCCUGCCAGAAACACUGCUGUGAACAAUGCAAAAGCUGGCCAAGCUCCUCAAGGCUGGCCAGGCUCCGGCCCUCGGAGUAUCAUAAGUGCUCCACCUGCUAUGCUAUCUGGACUCCCACCAAGUAUAGCACCCUCUGCUGUAUCUUUUGGACCAGCACCAACAGGAAUGUAUCCGUCCAUCCCUCCAACUGGACCACCACCAGAAUCUCCAGCAUCCCUUCUUCUUUCUGGACCUUCAUGUCUCCAACCUAGUGGCCCUUAUUCAGCCCCUGCUGUACGAGGCCCUGGUCCCACAGGGCCAUAUGCUACACCAAAUAUACCCUUUCCAGAGCUACCCAAGCCAUAUGGUGCACCCACAGAUCCAGCUGCAGCUGGUACUUUAGGUACACGGGGAUCCAUGUCUUCUGGACUUUGGGCACCAGGAAUAGGAGGGCAGCAUCCUAAUAUGCCAUAUUCAUCUCCAGGACCACAUCCUACUGCUCUUCCUCCAGUGUCAGGAGCACCACCUGUUCCAUGGGGCACUGUGCCACCAGGAGCUUGGGGACCACCAGCAUCUUAUCCUGCCCCUGCAGGAUCAUAUCCCAUGCCAGGACUCCAUUCUGCUCUGAAUAAUCCUUACCAAGUGAUGGAGCCUUCAGGACCUUCUGGUGCUCCAUCAGUGCCUGGUGGCCCACAGAAAACGAACGAAGUCCCAGGUGGCUCCCGUCCUGAUGCAUCCAACCAGGAGAGCACCCCGGAGAGCACCCCGGAGACCACUGGACAAAUGAAGCAGCUGAAGGUAGAUGACAAACCCAUCAAAAGGAGACGUUCUAAGAGGAAGAGGAAGCCAGUAACUUGGGGAGACAUCAAGACUUUAACUCAUGAAGCUGAGACCUUGGGGAAACAACAAGGACACAAUACUACUGACCCCAAAAUGAUGCUGUUAUGUUUAAUGACUAUAUUACAUGUUAAUUCCCAGCGUGUCAGUUCAGAAUCUGAAUGACUUUUGUCAGUGGGGAUAAAAGGCACACUUGUAAUAAACAGUAUGAUGUUGUUUUGACAAAAACAAAAAACAAACAAA
Molecule: messenger RNA, 3873 nt
Organism: Onychomys torridus (southern grasshopper mouse)
Lineage: Eukaryota; Metazoa; Chordata; Mammalia; Rodentia; Cricetidae
Product: MAPK-interacting and spindle-stabilizing protein-like
Exons: 2
Coding region: 2734-3795 (353 amino acids)
Source: RefSeq, a predicted model, not a curated record